Cuscuta campestris is the source of this 1953-nucleotide messenger RNA. NCBI's taxonomy places the organism in Eukaryota, Viridiplantae, Streptophyta, Magnoliopsida, Solanales, Convolvulaceae. The record is from the annotation of a GenBank genome assembly.
AGAAUAUUUUAUUUUAUCAAAUUAUCAAUGAAAACACGCAAACAAGUUGGAGUUAUCGAGAGGCUGUAAUAGUAAAGACCACUUUUUGGUUAGUAUGAGAAUGUCCAACCGCACGGAUAUAUGCGGACUGCGGAGAGCUUUCACCUUGAUACGAAUUGCCCUUCUCUCCAAGCAACAUUCAAACAGGACCAAACGCCAUUCUACUCUUCUUCCGUCUCGAUCUUACUCUAUAUCACCAACAUGCUUACAGUCAGUGUAAAAUGGCAAAAAGAGCUGUUUCCUGCUGUGGAAAUCGAUACUAGCCAGCCUCCAUAUGUCUUCAAAUGCCAGUUGUUUGAUCUGACAGGGGUACCACCAGAAAGGCAGAAGAUUAUGGUCAAAGGAGGUUUACUGAAGGAUGAUGCUGAUUGGUCAAAAGUUGGAGUUAAAGAGGGACAAAGGUUAAUGAUGAUGGGCACUGCUGAUGAAAUUGUCAAGGCCCCUGAACAAAGCACUGUUUUUGUUGAAGAUAUGCCAGAAGCAGAGCAAGUUGUUAGUGUGGGUCAUUCUGCUGGCUUGUUAAAUCUAGGAAAUACUUGCUACAUGAACUCCACAGUUCAAUGCCUCCAUUCUGUUCCAGAGUUGAAGACUGCUCUGACGCAGUACAGCGAUGGGGAUAGGCGAACUGAUUUGGACAGCUCAUCCAAUCUUCUAACUGUUGCAACCAGAGAUUUGUUCAAUGAACUUGAUAAAAAUGUUAAUGCAGUGUCUCCCAUGCAAUUCUGGAUGGUAUUACGUAAGAAAUACCCUCAAUUUGGCCAGCUCAACAAUGGCGUUUUCAUGCAGCAGGAUGCGGAAGAAUGUUGGACACAAAUUCUCUACACCCUUUCACAGUCUCUUAAAGCGCCAGGGCCCAGUGAUACUACAGAUGUUGUGAAGGAUAUUUUUGGCAUUGACCUUGUCAGUAGGGUACACUGUGCAGAAAGUGGUGAAGAAACCACAGAGACUGAAUCAGUUUAUUCCCUAAAAUGCCACAUUUCCCAGGAUGUGAACCAUUUGCACGAGGGUUUGAAACACGGCCUGAAAUCAGAAUUGGAGAAAGCUUCUCCUUCUUUAGGUCGCAGUGCAGUUUACAUUAAAGAUUCUAGGAUUAAUGGUUUGCCAAGAUAUUUGACUAUUCAGUUUGUUCGAUUUUUCUGGAAAAGGGAAUCAAAUCAAAAAGCAAAGAUUUUACGGAAAGUAGAUUAUCCAUUGGAAUUGGAUGUCUUUGACUUGUGCUCAGAUGAUUUGAAAAAGAAACUGGAAGUUCCUCGCAAGGCUUUAAGAGAUGCAGAGGGUAGGAAAUUUGGUUUAAAAGAUAGCGGAAAUGCCGGAAAGGGUUCCAGUUCAGAGGACAAUGAUGUCAAAAUGGUUGAUGCAGCUGAAUCGUCAGGUGGAAGUGGAGAGGCCUCAAAGUCUGCACUGCAAACAGGUGCAUUGCCUGAAAAGGAACAGCAACUGACUGGUGUAUAUGAUUUGGUUGCUGUGCUGACUCAUAAGGGAAGAAGUGCAGACUCAGGGCAUUAUGUUGCCUGGGUCAAGCAAGAAAAUGGAAAAUGGGUUCGAUUUGAUGAUGAUAAUCCUACACUACAGCGUGAGGAAGACAUUACCAAACUUUCUGGGGGAGGUGAUUGGCAUAUGGCAUACAUUUGCAUGUACAAGGCUCGUGUCGUCCCCAUGUAAUGAUGUUUUUUUACCAUCGGCAAGGUUUUACGAUUGCUGGUUUUUAAUACACAUAUGUUGAGAUUCGAGAUUGUGAUGGUUCAGCUCUUUUAAAGUUUCGUUGGCCACUUGCUACUCCUUUUUCAAACUUCAAUUUUCAGCUUUGCUUUAUCACACUUUCUCAUUGCCUGUUAUAUUUACGGGAAACCAUUUAUAGGCUUGAAGAUCACAUGCUUUAAUUUGCCAUUUGGACGAGUGUACUUUGACUCUUUA